UGCAGGUGCUUUGAAGAUACCUUUCUUAUUCUUAACUAAUGGAGGUGGCUUGCCUGAAUCUAAACGGGCAUCUGAGAUGAGUCGUUUAUUAGGUGUUAAUGUUUCUCCAUUGCAGAUGCUACAAGGACAUUCACCUUUCCGGAAGCUUGUGAACAAGUUUGGAAAUGAGCUCGUUGUUGCAGCUGGAAAAGGGGAACCUGCUGCGGUGAUGUCUAAUUAUGGUUUCAAAAAUGUCAUUUCAAUGGACGAAUAUGCCUCUUACUUUGACAACAUUGAUCCCUUGGCACCAUAUAAGAAAUUUAUGAUCGGGCAGGAUGGUCACAAGGAGCUUAGAUCAAGAGAAAAUGUUCUAUCCCAAAGAGUUCAGGCAGCAUUUAUUGUUAGUGAUCCAGUCGAUUGGAGCCGAGACAUCCAGGUUCUUUGUGACAUUUUACGAACUGGAGGACUUCCUGGGAAAAAAAUUGGACCUCAACCUCAUUUGUAUUUUGCCAAUGACGAUUUAGACUACCAGACUGCGUUUCCUACUGAACGUCUUGGCAUGGGAGCUUUUAGAAUCGCAUUAGAAUCAAUCUUCAACAGAAUCCAUGAUAACCCUCUGGAGUACACAUCUUUUGGCAAACCAAAUCCAUUUGUGUUCAAGAACGCAGAAGAUGUUCUGAAAGAAAUUGCCACAUCCCCUGAUUCCUUAAAACAAGGAAGUCGCCACUUCAAGACCCUCUAUAUGAUCGGAGACAACCCCAAAAUCGACAUCAGAGGCGCACGGCAGGCCGGGGCUCCUUGGUUUUCAAUCUUAACAAGAACCGGAGUUUUCAAAGGGAAAGAUAACCAUGCCGAGUUUCCUGCUGAUCUGGUAGUUGACACCGUUGAGGAAGCAGUUGAUUUUAUUUUGACAAGAGAAUCGGCGAAGCAAAGCUUACUGAUGAGUUAGGUGACCUUGACUCUCAUUUUUUCUGGCCAGUCCAAGUAUCUCUUGACGAUUUGAGACUUUAUUCAACUUUUUAAACAUAUUGGUGAUUUUCACGGCGAGGCCAAAGUAAACAGAAUCUAGAGUAACAUAUUGAAUCCAGAAGUCUUCUUUUUGACACAAAGUCACAAAGGGUUUAUCGAUUGUUUGAGAUUAUAUUCAACUUUUUUAUAAUACUGUGAUCUUCAUAAUUGUGAUUACAUUAUUACUAUACUAAAUCGAAAGAUCAUUAUUUUGGUUUUAAA
Molecule: messenger RNA, 1209 nt
Organism: Capsella rubella
Lineage: Eukaryota; Viridiplantae; Streptophyta; Magnoliopsida; Brassicales; Brassicaceae
Exons: 10
Coding region: 77-928 (283 amino acids)
Biological process (GO): glycerophospholipid biosynthetic process
Cellular component (GO): mitochondrion
Source: RefSeq, a predicted model, not a curated record